ACGAGUAGUUGUAACAUACAAGACAUGCCAUGGCCUCCACACGUUUACAGAAUACACAUUCUGAAGUCUUUUCUGCCCGUGAAAUCUGAGUUAGUCUCGUUCAUGCACACAAUCUAGAGAUGAUCUCUGUGCCUGACCAUGGUGAAUUGCUUAAUAAAGGAAGUGGGGGACCCACUAAUCUUCCUAUUUAUAUCAACUGUGCUGCCAUACUCUCUCUCUCUCUCUCUCUCUCUCUCUCUCUCUCUCUCUCUCUCUCGCGUUUAAGCACUCACAAGCAAACAACGCAUCCAGUCAAGCUCUCUUGCUUUAUCGUUUGCCUUCUUCCUUGAGAAGAAGCAGCAGAAAGAAGAAAGGAGACGAUGGCUCUGCUCUAUCUCUCCCUGCUCCUGGUGUUCUUGAUGCUGCCAAUAUGCCCAGGCAAUGCCCAGUGGCCUCCAUCGCCAGGGUACUGGCCGAGCUCGAGGUUCAGGUCCAUGAGCUUCUACCAGGGGUUCAAGAACCUCUGGGGCCCCCAGCACCAGAGGGUUGACCAGAGCGCGUUGACCAUCUGGCUUGACAGCACCUCAGGGAGCGGGUUCAAGUCGGUCAAGCCGUUCCGGUCCGGGUACUUUGGCGCGUCCAUCAAGCUCCAACCGGGUUACACCGCAGGGGUCAUAACUUCAUUCUAUCUUUCGAACAGCGAGGCUCAUCCAGGGUUCCACGACGAGGUGGACAUAGAGUUCCUGGGAACCACGUUCGGGAAGCCCUACACAUUGCAGACCAACGUGUACAUCCGAGGGAGCGGCGACGGCAAGAUCAUAGGCAGGGAGAUGAAGUUCCAUCUCUGGUUCGAUCCCACCCAAGACUUCCAUCACUAUGCCAUUCUUUGGAGACCCGACGAGCUCAUAUUCCUCGUGGACGACAUACCCAUAAGGAGGUACCCGAGGAAGAGCGAGGCGACCUUCCCGAUGAGGCCGAUGUGGCUGUACGGGUCCAUAUGGGACGCCUCGUCGUGGGCCACGGAAGAAGGCAAGUACAAGGCCGACUACCGGUACCAGCCCUUCGUCGCGCGGUACACCAAUUUCAAAGCGAGCGGCUGCUCCGCCUACUCCCCGGCCUGGUGCCAUCCCCUCUCCGCCUCGCCCUACCGCUCGGGCGGCCUCACCGGGCAGCAAUACCGCGCGAUGAGAUGGGUCCAAGCUCACCACAUGGUCUAUGACUACUGCCGAGACUCGAGAAGGGACCAUUCGCUCACUCCCGAGUGCUGGAGCUGAGAAACGAUGGUUCCCCCCAAGAUUCUUACACAAGCCAUAUAAGCUCAAGCACAGCGUCAAUUAUAUGAUUUCGCUCUUCACAUGUGUCGAUUUCUAUUGGAAAUUUGGAUUUUUUUUUUUCUUUUGGGGUCAAGAGGAGGGGUGUCUUGAGAUGUGCUUCCCCCACCUUGCUACAAGGACAUUUGGAGCAAGGGGUGUGUCGAGGCUCAAGCGUCCAAGGCCUCCCAAAUCAAAAGGUGCAAAGAAGAAAGUGUGAACAAAGAGAAGUGUGUGAAUGUUGUUGAUAAUAAGAUUUUCUA
Molecule: messenger RNA, 1552 nt
Organism: Syzygium oleosum
Lineage: Eukaryota; Viridiplantae; Streptophyta; Magnoliopsida; Myrtales; Myrtaceae
Product: probable xyloglucan endotransglucosylase/hydrolase protein 32
Exons: 4
Coding region: 360-1253 (297 amino acids)
Biological process (GO): cell wall biogenesis; xyloglucan metabolic process
Cellular component (GO): cell wall; apoplast
Molecular function (GO): hydrolase activity, hydrolyzing O-glycosyl compounds; xyloglucan:xyloglucosyl transferase activity
Source: RefSeq, a predicted model, not a curated record